This is a messenger RNA of Penicillium macrosclerotiorum, 1287 nucleotides long. RefSeq lists its product as uncharacterized. Lineage: Eukaryota; Fungi; Ascomycota; Eurotiomycetes; Eurotiales; Aspergillaceae. The coding region runs from base 1 to 1287 and encodes 428 amino acids. The transcript has a single exon. The record is from RefSeq and is a predicted model, not a curated record.
AUGUCUGAGGACUGGGCGCACAUCGUCUUCGUCGCGCGGCUUUCAAGUGGAGAACGGGGUAAGGUGAACGCUGUCUUACGUGACAGCCUGAAUCACACUAUGAACUGUUACGAGCUCAUAUACGGGCCUAUCGAAUGCACUACGGAAUUCUUGACUUUCGCACAUCAGUCAAACUUGCCUCUAGCUCCCCAGGGCGAGGUUGACCGGUUCUUUACAAGAGCCAUCAAUUGCGCGAAGGCAACUAAAGACGGUAAGUUGCUGGUGGUUAUGAAUGGGUGGGACGGACUGACGACAGAUCCGGGCUCGUUUAUGAGCAUAUUUCGACCGGAUGCUUCCCGAGUCACCAUUCGCGUGUUCGCCGAGGUUCCCCGGUCUUUUUGGCAUGUUAAUGUCGAGCAGGCGAUCAAGGUUCUCGAUGGCACAAUUCGCAUCAACCCCUAUAUUGAGGGCCUGAUGUCCCAUGAAGCUUUCGAUCAAGAAACAAAAGAUCGAUUUCUCGUUGCCGAGGCCCAGCUUGAGUACUCUACUGCUGACUUUUGCCGCAAGCUUACUUGUCUACAGGCUAUCAAGAUGAACUGGUCGGGUGUCAAGCAACAGCUGCAAAAGGUGAGUAGCCAACGAAACACAGACCCCGCCAGUACUCGGAAUUUAGAUAAAUGGAAAUGCCCCGAGCCAAACUGUGGGAAAGCAUUUCCCGGGUACAAUGUCUACUACGCUCAUAGGCGUGUGCAUCUAGGUGAAACCACCAAAUUCCGCUGCAGGUAUUGCGAUCAGCCUUUUACACGCCAUGACACGCGUGAUCGCCACCAAGCUCAGACUUGCUCAAAGCGGACAGGGCAAGAGCUUGUGUCUUCUAGACCAAAGAGGCCGAAGGCCAUCCGCGGAAGCCGGCCAGUGCAGACCCUUGCGGGCAUGCCACGAAGUUCCGAUAGCUCUGUCGACUACUACAGACUCAGCCCGGAACAUAUUAAAGAUCUUCCUCGACUUGAGCUUGAUCGGAGCGUUCUCGACACGCUGCCGCUUAUCGACAAGCGCUGCGAUGUCAUAUACAAGGGUGAACUUUACUGUCGGUGGCCAGAAUGUGCGACUACAACUAGGUAUACCAGCACCAGUAAGCUUCGAGUCCACUAUAAAAAUGCUCAUGGUCACGAAUUCCUCGGAUUCAAAGCGGGCGUUUUGGAUGCUGGUUCUCAGCAAAAGCACAUACAGGGUCUCUUAUGGCUUACGAAGGCUGCUCUUCAUGGAAAAGAGAAUGCAGGACAUAAGCCCUACCCUCAGGCCCAGUAG